AUGUCUCACAGAAACAGAUGGAGCAAUGCAGGGAUUGAUUUUGACGAGCUUCCCGAGUCACCGCUAACGUCUAGACACUUUCACCGUCGAACGACAACUCCAGGGACAACUGCAGUCGUUCCUCGAGCGCAAGACCGUCCGCGGAUUUCCAUCGAGAGAUCUCGAUCUGAAAAUCAUAUCCGUCGUGAUUUGCAGCUUGACAGUAAUGGUGAUUCAGAAGAGACCUCGCCAGUUUAUCAGCCAGUCGCCUCCACUCUCUUGCCUUCAAUUGUGCCAUCUUCCUCCUCAUCGAGGAGCCGAUCAACUCCAGCCACCACGCCACUGUCUCAUGUAAACGCUAGAGCGAGUUGUUCCGACCACGAAGGGCAGUUUGACGCACUUCAGUGAAAACUUGUUCUUACAGAAAAAAUUGACAACUUACAAGGCCAACAGUCAGCA
Messenger RNA from Stylophora pistillata, 438 nucleotides. RefSeq lists its product as uncharacterized. The record is from RefSeq and is a predicted model, not a curated record. NCBI's taxonomy places the organism in Eukaryota, Metazoa, Cnidaria, Anthozoa, Scleractinia, Pocilloporidae.